CGGGAACAAAAAGAUCUCGUCUGGAAGUAGGAGCGGGAAAAAUGAUUACCUUUCCAUCUCUUCUCUUAUAAAGUGUGACAGCAGGCGUCUGUGUAGGUUCAUAGCAUAGAAAGUUGAGCACACAGCACUUUAAGGAUUUCAGCUGGGAAUUUUAUAAAGUUCUAAAGGCAACUUACGAAUCAAAUCUUAGCUUCAGUUUCAAGAACAAAAGACUCUCAAAAUGCCAGCAGACAGUCCAUCACCCGUUCUCGUUCCGGGAGCCUCCAGUGAAUCCCAAAAAAGCCUGAAAACUCCAAACAAGGAAAAACAGCACGAAGAUAUUUCUGACCACCUGCCCUACGAGCUGGGAUAUUUGCCUGAAGAUAUCAGACAAAUGGCCGAAAAAGAGCUUGGUGAAACAGAAGAACGUAAACAAGCGGCCCUCAGGAAAUUCAGGCAGCUGAUAGCAGCUGAAAAGAAUCUCUAUGUUCGUACUGAUGAUCUCUGUCUGUUGGCUUAUCUACGAGGCAAGAAAUAUGACGUGGAUAGGGCUUUCAAAAGUAUGAAGAAUACUUACAAGCUCAGAAUGAAAAAGAAAUUCUAUGACGCCGAUGAUAAUUCGAUUGUUCACGAAGUGUUUCGUCAAAAUUGGAUUGGUUUCUUACCAUACAGAGCAAAGAAUAAUAGUGUAAUUCUGGUCAUUAAAGUAGGCAUGUGGGAUCCUGAAAAGGUUGAUCGAGAUCUCCUCAUGUGGGUGAUUACCCACUGCAUGAUCCACUCCAUCGAAGACGAGGCGACGCAAGUAGCUGGCUACUCAGCAAUUAUUGACGUCAGGGGCGUCACCAACAAACACCUCAAGCUUCUUACCAUAGAAAACAUCCUCCUAAUCAUCCAUUCCACUCAGCAUUGUUUCCCUGGAAGAUACAAAGCCGUGCAUGUUAUUGGCAUGCCGAAAUUCUUCGCCUAUGCGUGGAAUAUGUGCUAUCCUUUUAUUCUUAGCUACAAAAUGCAGAAGCGGAUAUUCAUCCAUGGAGAGAAUCUAAAGAAUCUCCACAAGUACAUGUCCCCUUCCAUUCUACCUCAAGAGUUCAACGGAGAGCUUGGUCCUUUUGACAACAGCUGGUGGCAUGCCAGCAUCUUGAAAAGGAAUGAUUGGGCCUUGGAACAACGUUUGUACGGGUACAAAAAGUGAUAUAUUUUCUCACACUCUGUGGCAAGUUCUGGGAAGAUAAAGUCCAAAACUAGUCCUCAAAGGUCACAUGAGUUACUGAAUGAAAAAAGUAUCCAUAUCAGUGGUGAGGUUUCUGUAUAAAUUAAAUCAAUGUUCCGUGUAUGUCAAAGGGAUACUUGUUGUUUUCUAUUAUUAUACUUUUGAGAUUACUCACGCAUUAUGUACCAGCAUGAAGAAAAUGUUGAAGGACAAGUGAAGGGCAUUCUUCACUUCUUAGCUAUAAAGAUGGAGAUGGUAUAAAAUUUCUAUCUAGGAAAUGCCGUCUGAUAUAAGUUUAUUUACAUACUUAUUUUUGUGUGUGUUUACAUUUAUUUGUAAAGUAUGCAUAUCCAACUGUGAUGUUGUCGUAAAGAAUAUGUUAUUCUUUUGAAAUGACUAUGAAUCUUACUUUGUCGAACAAUAUAAAUAUAUAAACUGACCUGAUCUUUACUAUGUAGACUGAACUGUUUUUCCAACGAUUUAUUUCUUAUUUAAAAUAUCUGAAUGGAAAUUAUGACAAAUAAAUUUACUUCAUAAAUGGUA
Messenger RNA from Argiope bruennichi, 1732 nucleotides. Its product is annotated as retinaldehyde-binding protein 1-like. The record is from RefSeq and is a predicted model, not a curated record. Lineage: Eukaryota; Metazoa; Arthropoda; Arachnida; Araneae; Araneidae. Gene Ontology annotation, molecular function: phosphatidylinositol bisphosphate binding. Gene Ontology annotation, cellular component: membrane. The coding region runs from base 221 to 1171 and encodes 316 amino acids. The transcript has 6 exons.